GCGUCCGUUGUCAACGUGUUGCCGGGGACGGAGGAAGCGCCGGCGACUUUGGUGUAGUGUUUAUUUCUCUUUUUGCGUUUCUUCGAUUCCUCCUCUGAACAAUCAAGAGAAAGAUAAACACAAAAAAACACACAAAAAUGGCGAGAGAGAGCGCAAUGAAAUUAUCGAAAAACCUGCUGAAAAUGAAGUUUAUGCAGAGGAGUUUGGAUACAGAAACUAAGAAGCAAUUGGAAGAAGAAGAAAAGAAGAUAAUUAGUGAUGAGCACUGGUAUUUGGAUUUACCAGAAUUGAAAGAAAAGGAGAGUCACAUUAUUGAAGAAAAAAGCUUUGUGCCUUGUGAAGAAAUGUUGUUUGGCCGAAUGUCUUUUAAAGGUUUUAAUCCAGAAAUAGAGAAACUGGUUGCACAGAUGUAUUCCCAGAAUGAAAAUGAAGAGCCUGAUGAAGAUGUUAAGAUGGAGGUAGAUGUUUCCGAUGUAGAAAUGGCUAGGAGAUAUGAAAGCUUAGUGGGAACCAUAAAAAGGAAGUUUACUAAAAAGAGAGAUCGAUCAGCUAUUCAAACUGAAGAAACAGAAGCUAGCACCAGGGGUGGUAAAUGCAAGAAGACAUUCAUUAAGCCUCAGGAAUAAAUAACACCAGCGUGUCUUUAAAUAUUUUCCUAUGUAUGGCAAUGAACUUCCUAUCUGAAACUCUGCAGCAGCUGGAUGUUUAUUGUAAUUAUGGAAAUAUGAUCUUUUGCAUACUAAAAUUAGAAAGUAUUACCUCUUGCUGCAAUGAAAAUGUUUUCUGAAGAUAAACAGAUUCUGCUGUUUCCUUGUAUUGAACAAAUACUGAUCAUUCUUGAUUACACUUCUGCAACAUGUCAUAUGCACAAGUAAAAUUCAGCUCACUUGUGCUCAAAGUUGACUUGAAGAAAAAAAAUCCUGGGACAAAAACAUAUUAAGUAUAUGGUGGUGCAAACUUAAUAUAUUUAUAUUUUGCAGAUAUAAAAACCAAUAUAGUAAUUUUCUUUGCUUUGUUUCUUCUGCUAGUAGUAUCUUUUAAUAUCUUAAUGUGCUAAAAGUAUAAAUAUUGUCUUUAUGGUGGAGCAGAUUAUCUUAUUCUGCACCUGUCAGGGAUCUUUUCUUCCUAUGUCCAUUAGGAAGCAUAAGGGUCUAGGCCCGAAACGUCAGCCUCUCUGCUCCUAUGAUGCUGCUUGGCCUGCUGUGUUCAUCCAGCCCUGCACCUUGUUGUCUCGGAUUCUCCAGCAUCUGCAGUUCCUACUAUCUCUGAUUCAAAAAAAAAUCAGUGAUUUGAAUACAGAGAUGUUAAGGUUUUUAUGCAGCACCCUCCAUAUACUGGCUGAAUUAUUCCAAAUGUUCCUGAGACUUGAUGCAUACACUUCAUGUUCAUCAGCCUGUUUGUGAAUUUCCUCUAAGCUCAUUGCCCAUAGAGAUUUGUUUUUUGCCAAAUUCCAGUUUUGUUCAUGGCAAAACUGUGAGUUUAAGCUGUUUUGAAACUACAGCUGUAUUGCAUCAUUUACAGAAAAUGCAGUACAGUGAGUAAUUAAUUACCCUUUGCCUUGAGUUUGAUUUAGAAAUUAAAGUCUUAUUAAGUACAUUUUUAAUAUUCAAAAUUAUUGCAAUCCUUUAUAAGACAAAGUCUGGAUACCUAUUAUAACUUAUAACUUCAGAAUUAAUAAAAGUUAUAGUGUAGAUUUGGAAGAGACAUUCUAUGAGCAGAAAAUAGAAAUAAAGCCAAGAUUAUUAGAUCUGAAAUAAAGUCUUAUCCUAGCAAACCAGACUCUUUUCUGAAACAUUCUCAUGGGGACGAGUAAUGAUUUUCUUCACAUUUCCAAAAUAUACAUUUUUUUACUCAUAUUUUGACGGAAGAUAAUUCUAAUUGCAGCCCCACACAAAACCACAGAGCAAAUAUGGCCUGACACCUAGGUUGCACCACAGAUUUUGAUCUAAUUGUAUCCUCAGGUCAUCAAAUUAAAUAAUAGUCUCAGAGGUUUUGAGAAGUAUGUCAGUUUUGCAUAUUGUUGCCACCACCACCAUUCUACUGUUCCAAUGAAUAUGAGUAAUAGUCAAAUCAAAUUAUUAUCCCAGUGGAACAGCAGCAACAGAAGCGACUAGUGCCAACAGAUGGAAGAAUGAACAAUCUGUGUGCACAUCUGUGAUUUGCAUUAUGCCAUAGGAAAUGUGGUUUUGCUGCAUAUCGGACUUCAAAUUAGAUCAAGUAUGCACUACAAAACUAUGGUAACUUGUAGUUGCAUGCUAAAGUCAUGCAUGUAGACUGACCAAAAAAGUGAAUGAAAGUCCAGUGGAAGAAAUCAGACUCCAUUUAUGGAGCCAAAUCCUGGUGCCUCGCUGCUAGGCUUUCGGAAUAGGAAAGAGAGAAACUUGAAUUUUGAACAUGACUUCAGUAUAUUUAGAGGUUUUAAAAAAAAACUUCUUUUCAAUCUUUAUUCUUUCAUGGAAUGUGGAUGACGCUGGUAGGACGAGCAUUUGUUGCCCAUUCCUAGUUUCCUGAAUGACCGCCUUGCUAGAUCAUUUCAGAGAGCAGUUAAGAGUCAAAUAUUGGAUAACUGGGGUCAUGUGUAAGCUAGAUCAGGUAAGAUUUCAUUCCCUACAAGAUACUAAUGAACCAGACGCAUUUUUAGCAAUGACUAAAACUGUCCUUAGAUUUAAAACUUAUUGAUUUUAAAUUCCACCAGAUGCCAGUUACAUUAUCACUAGGCCACUGGCUCUCCCUUUGUAUUUGUGUUUAUCUUUUCAGCCUUUGUUAGUUGGCAGCCUUAGCAACUUGGUCAUGGGAAGAAAUUUUAAAAUGAAGCGAAUCAUUAGAUUCAUUAUUAGCAGUUGCUUAUUCUUGACUGGAAUUGGUGGGGGGUAAAAUGAACAUUAUGAUUUCAUGGAUAGAUAAUUCAAAGUUGGAUGCUUUUCCAACUUUUCCAAAUUCAAUCAAGUAACCAUAGAUAAGUUAACACAAAAUGGUGACUUGAGGCCAUCCAAAAACAGUGGUGAAUGAUUUUGUUUUUGUGUGUAAUAAACCAGACACAUUUUAUGUGUGAGAUAUACUUUAUUUAACAUGUUUUGUUCUAUACAUAAAAGAUUAUUAAAAUUCUGAAAAGGUAGAUCAAACAGAAGUCUUUUGCACCCAAGGCCUUGGUUGAUGUCUUGCUCAGACCAGUAGAGUGAAGUUUUCUUUGUGCUGGCAGUCUGAGUCCAGUUCAAAUUGGGUAUUAGCCCCCAGUACAAAUCAAUACUUGAUAAUUUGAACCAAAAGUUACCUGACAUUGGGAAUUGAAGUAUUCCACUGGUACAACCUGGGAUGCUUUUCCUAAGUUGGUGAUUAGGUCUGUAUGGACACUACAGGGAAGCUGUUUCCGUUUCUAACUUUGCAAUAGUUGGAACUGCUUUGUGCUGAUGUUUGAUAUUGGAAACUCCCAGCAUUGAUAAUAUCAUCUUGAUGAGAACAGAGUUCCCAAGAAGUAUCUUGUUUUUUAAAGAAAAGAUUAAAAUUCCUGUGCUAUGCAGUCUUAUUUUUCAAGGCAGUGUCAAUUUUCUCUGCAUUAUCCAUUCAGUACCAACAAUGUACGCUCCUCAGAAGGUACUUUCAGUUUUCAUUUAUUAAUCCUUAUGCUGCUGCAAUUGGUACAAAUGGUUGUUACUCUGACUGUAACCAUUGUUUGUUUUACCUUUGACAUAGCUGUCCAUUGAAACAAUGCCCGCACUGGCUUUAAAAACAUACCAUACAUGCUCAUGUGAAAGUUGAUCUUGUUAAAAUUGACUGCUCUAUAGUUGGUCUAAAAGCUAUAGUUUCUCAUACAACAGUCAGAAAUCAACUAACAUUUUAGGAUUGGAGCCCAAGAUUUCAGAGCCAAAUAGAAGCUCUAUGAUCAGUUCAAAAACCUUGUCUUGUUAUUCAUUUAAAAAGGUUACACUUGAGAGAAACAGUAAACAGUUCAUUUGGAGGCGAUAUCCCAUAUUGCCUUGUGGAUUCUUUUGCUUACCAUAUUAGUUCUGCCAGGAAACAUCUGCAGAGAAAGAGAAUAGGAAUUCUAAUAAGAGGUCAUUUAUUUGAAUUGUUACAUUUGUUUUCCUCUGUCCAGAUGCUGCCAAAGCUGGGUAUUUUCAGAGUUAAUGUUUCAUGUCUGGUGUCCCAUCUUCAGAACUUAUAAAUGUUAACUCUGUUUUCUUUCCUCAAAUGCUGCCGGACCUGCUGAGUUUUGCCAGUUAUUUCUAUUUCGGUUUUUAUUUCAGAUUUCCAGCAUUCACAGUUCUUUGUUUUAUUAUCUGUUUGGGCUUUUUCAGCAAGUUUCUGUUCCUGCAAAUGCUGGAAAUCUGGAAUAUUUUGCUUUUGUGAAUACUUUGCUUCUUAAGUAUCAUGAUUAUUGAACACUGUGGAAACAACAGUAUCCAGUGAAACCUAUCAUUGCAGAUGAUGCUUUUAUAAUGAUAUAAAUAAACUGAAAGGCCAAUACUCAAAAAAUAACAUACUGCAAAAUUAGCUGCUAAUCACUGGAUAUUGUCCAGAUAAGACUUAUUUUCUACAACAGAUAAAACAUACAGAAGCAUACAAUAAAAUUAGUUUUAAGCAGAAAAAUUACAGCUAUGAGAUCUGUGAAUCUUAAAUAUGGCAAUAUUGCUCUAUUCAUGGUGCAUUAUACUAAGCAUCAUUACUUAUUGGUAUAGUAAUCAUAAUCCUUAUCUGAAUAUUAGAGGAACUGCAGCUCUUAGGAAACUUCAAAUAAUAUUUUGGCAUUGUAAAUGCAACAAAGAUUUCAUUGUUCUGAGGAAGGGUCACUGGACCCAAAAUGUUAACUGUUUUUUCCUUCACAGAUGCUGCCAGACCUGCUGAGCUUUUCUAGCAACUUUGUUUUGUUCCUGAUUUACAGCAUCAGCAGUUCUUUCAGUUUUUAAAGAUUUCAUUGACCUUUACUGUCAAUAUCUCAAAUAUUUAAAGGACAACUGGCUUUUGGGCUUAAAUUAAGAUAUGUUAUCAUGGGGGGUAGUGUUAAAUUCUUGGUGAUGUAUUUUUGAAUUGCACUUGUCACUAUCUGUUGAUGCACAGUUUGCUAUCGAAUAAACUUCUAUUCAAAGUA
This is a messenger RNA of Rhincodon typus (whale shark), 5086 nucleotides long. It is a transcript of the gene mphosph6, whose product is annotated as M-phase phosphoprotein 6. Gene Ontology annotation, biological process: maturation of 5.8S rRNA. NCBI's taxonomy places the organism in Eukaryota, Metazoa, Chordata, Chondrichthyes, Orectolobiformes, Rhincodontidae. The record is from RefSeq and is a predicted model, not a curated record. Bases 138 to 626 code for a protein of 162 amino acids. The transcript has 5 exons.